AUGGAUCCCCUCGACACGCAGCAUGGCCACGCAAUGGCGGCGUCACCAGCAUUACUGGCGCUGGUAUCGAAGCCAGAGCCAACAACGUAUAGCGAAGUGGCGAGUGAUGCACGGGCUGAGUGGUGGCAGACGACGCAUCAGACCGGCAUGUCGCCGAGCUACCACCACCUGUUGUCGCCGUGGCUGCCACUGCCUUUCGACCAACCGGUUGGUCCAAGUGAGACGACUGCUCCGUUUCCUGAACGACGACUCGAGCCAUGCGAGUGGGUCGAGCUACUUGAGCAGACCGAGUGCUUGGACUACGUAAGUCCUGAUGUUGACGCGUGCAUCGAGAUGCAGAGUCGGAUGGAAGGCAACCAAGAGCUUGAGCUCACUGGCACAGAAUUCAUGACGAGUCCAGCAAUACCCAAACUACCAUCGCUCAUCAGCCUUUCUGUCGAGCGCGCAACAAACUUGACGUCGAUGGCGCAGCCACAAGACACGCUAUCGCGGCGUCCGGGCUUACGAGAAAAGUUUCCGCGUCAGCAGCUUUCGACGGACUACAAUGAAGUGCUCGCUCGAGAGGGCUAUGCAAGCGUCAUGGCGGAGGGAAGCGGUGCACUUUUUCAGGCUGUGUACGCAGUGACCAGGGCGGCGGCUUCUGCAUCGCUCACGGCGGAGGCAAACGAUGCGCUACCGAAGGAUGCAAGAACUCUGCUCAGUCGCGCGGACGUUGCAAGAGUCAUGGAGGUGGCAAGAGAUGCCGUGCUGAAGGAUGCGCCAAGAGCAGCCAAGGAGGAGGCUUUUGCCGCGGCCACGGAGCUGGCAGAGCUUCCAACGACCGGCACUCCUCCUGCUUACCGCAAAGACUCACUCCCCGCCAAAACUCCAAACGCCAAACCACGAGCCAUGACAGACGUGCCCAUCCGGUGUGUCAAGAACGUGGUGCUCGAAGUUACGCGUGACGAUGGAGAGAUCGAUCGCAGCACGCUCCAGAAGGACCUCGUGUUGCGCAAAGAAGUCGGUAACGCGCGUCUCGUGAGUGGUGAUGUCGUGCUGUGGGUGGGCAAGGGCGUGUUGUCCCACAAAGACUCGACAGUGGACUCGAUGCCUACUCGCACCGUGCGCAUCGAGAACAACAAGCGGCGCUUCGUGUUCACAAUGGCGCUGGAUGCUGUCGGCAAACAGUUUUACGCUGAGCUUAAGGAUCAGGCGGACGGCAAAGCACGAGUGGAAGUCCGCAAGAAGAAGCGGAAGAUCCGCAAACAGCUGAGCCAAGUGAUGGGCUUUACGCCCGUGAACACACUAAAGAGUCCCGUAACGAGUCCCUCUCUCCUGCUUCCGAGUCCCGCGAAGAAACCAGCCGUGACGCCUAAACGUGUUCCACUGGCGGACAUUGGGACACCACAACGGACACCACGACAAACACCACGACAGACACCACAUUUGACUCUACCAUCGCCGUUACUGGUGACCCUGAAGGAGUCAACUUCGUCUUUGGCCUCCCCGUUGAGGUCGCCAUUCCGCUCUCCGUUCCGAAAGAAAGCGCGUCUUUCGCAAAGUCCGUCACGCGGACUAGUGGAUCUAUCGCCGCCGUCCGGGCGAUCUCCUGCACGUGAAUGGCUCAGUCCGACACGGUCGCUGAACCUACGUAGUGGACCGACUCCGCCGAACUUAAAACAACGCAACGGUCAAACGCCUGCGAAUCAGAGCACACAGAAGUCCGAGCGAUCAGCUGGUAGCCCCGAUGAGACGAAUCGCCGCAAGUCGAUCACCGGGUCGAUAAACAAGCGAGUGCGCUCACUCCAGUUGAUGCUAGACGAUGAAUCGGCGGACAAGGAGCCUGCAGCGGAGGAUAAAAAGAAAAUCACUUCGCACUUCUUCAAGACACACUCGUCCCCUUGUCAUCCUCGUGACAUGACCGCGGAAGUAUUCGAUGAGACGCUGGAGUCGAUUGCUGCUGUACCGGCAGAUAAAUGCGACAUCGAUGAUCCGAGUGGUGGUGACUCCCCGGCGAAUGACGCUCAUAGAAGCACGCACGGAUUGCUAAAUUUGGGAAACUACUGUUACAUGAAUGCAAUCGUACAGGCACUGGCAGCUCUUCCUGAGUUCGUUAGUGCUGUCCGAAAUGAAGACAACAUGCUGCAGAUCAUUCGGGAGCAGCCCCAUGCGAGUGUCAGGGUCAAGACGACGGAGCAACUCAAGACCAUUUUUAAUGACUGGCGAAACAGUGGCGACUCGAAGCAUCUGCCACUGCAGUAUGCCUUGAGCCAGUUGCUUCAGCUUGUCGUUGACGGCAGCGAGACAUCAAUCAAUCCCGAAUUUCUCAAGAACGUGAUGGGAAAGAAAAACUCCAUCUUUGCAACCCAUUUCCAGCAAGACGCUCACGAAUUCUUGCUGAAUCUCGUGACCGAGUAUGAAAAAGAGCUUGUGGACAUGGUGCACGAAGUGACCAAAAAGAUUCGGGGAGAGCCGAACCCGUCUCCCCAACUUCAUCGAAACAGUCUAAGUAGCUUUUUCCGCAAUGGAUCGGAAGUGAACGACGGGCAGCAGGAGACCGCAAGCGGAUCAGCUGACGCAGAACUAGAGCUGAUCUGUCGGCUGCCGCCAGCGAAGUGCUUUCGGGCACAGUUAAACCGCACAUUGACUUGUCAUCAUUGUGGAUACAGCCGGAAGCAGACCGAGACAUUCUAUGACUUCUCUCUUGAUCUUCCUUACUAUCCCGUUUCUGACAAGGAACCCACAGCAGAGCAGGAACCCACAGCAGAGCGGGAACCACAAACUUCGCCAUCGUUUGAACGACGAUGUUUUUGCAAUGUUGUCCCGCGAUUGACGGGCGAAGGUGAUGACCGCUACUAUUGCUGCUCGAAGUCGUCGUGCAGUUUUCGAGAAAAGUCUGUGGAUGAUGAAAGAUCUACAACGUCUCCUACAAAACUUGCGAUUGCAGGGGCAAAAUCAGCUGCAUCGUCAUUGUCACCAGCUUCCCGCUGGCCACCACGGCCAGCACCGAUUGAGUUGGAAACGCUGUUACGAAAACAAUUUGACGCGGAGGUGUUGGAAUUGGCGUGUGAGAAGUGCAACGUCGGCAAGGAGGCGGAAUCGGCGUACGAGGUCAAGUCGCUGCCGCCGAUCCUCGUACUGCAUCUGAAGCGCUUUGAGGUACACCCUCACACGGGUUUGCCGUUCAAGCGGUGCGACUUGGUUGUGCCUCCUGCUGUGAUCGAUCCCGUUCGCUCGAUUGACGAUUCGUCUUUGUCAGGGAAUGAACAGCACUACGUGCUGAAGAGUGUUAUUCACCACCUUGGUAAGAGCAUUGACGAAGGACACUACGUCGCUGACGUGUGCGAUGCCCAUGGUCAAUGGAUACGCCGAAAUGAUACGCAUGAAGCUAAGAUUUCGACAGACUAUGCGUUCCAAUCGUAUCGAAGCCAGGAGUCGUGUUACAUGUUCUUUUAUGUCAAAGUGGGGAGAAGUGGCGCGGAGGAAGGCAAAGAAAACGUCCCUUCGAAUUGCGCUUUGCGACAAGAUGAGAACGAUGCGAAUGCGAGCCGGCAACAAGGGGGGCCUUGCAGCAAUGGUCUGCGGGCUUUCCUGUUCCACGGCGGACAGCGACACCUGCCGCGUCCAGUGUGCAAAGAAUGCUUUCGCAAUGGGAAAAAGCCGGUGGAUCUGGGCGGCGAGCCCGUGAUGCUUCCGGUACGUGCUUCAGGGGACCCGAAGACAGCAAGUUUGGCAGAUUUCCAGUUGCUUAGUGUCAUUGGACAAGGCACAUUCGGAAAGGUGCUAUUGGUGCGACACGCGACCACUGGAAUAGUGCACGCCAUGAAGAUCAUCAGUAAGCAGUUCGUGAUUGAUAUGGACAGCGUGCAUUACAUGAAAACGGAGCGCAAUGUCAUGACGAAGAUUCGCCACCCUUUUGUGAUUGGGCUCAAUUACGCCUUCCAAACAGAAUCGAAGGUGUAUCUCGUGAUGGAGUAUCAGUCUGGAGGAGAGCUGUUUUCGUAUAUGAAAGAGGAGGGCACAUUUACUGAGGACGCCGUUCGCUUCUAUUUGGCCGAGAUGGUUCUAGCGCUGGAGCAUUUACACGGACAUGGCAUCAUACACCGCGACCUAAAACCGGAGAACGUUCUCAUUUCAGCCGAAGGGCACAUCAAGCUGACCGACUUUGGUCUAGCGAAGGAAUAUGUUGAAGGGCAGGAGUUAUUGACAGUGUGCGGAACGAAGGAAUACAUGGCCCCCGAGAUGCUUCUUGGCAAAGGAUAUGACUCGGCAGUGGAUUGGUGGUCGCUCGGUGCUCUCGCACACGAAAUGCUGAUUGGAAGUCCGCCAUUUCGAUCGAAGUCUCCUGCAGACUUGCACAAGAAAAUCAUCUCAGCCAAGCUCCAAUUGCCACGCUGGCUGUCAGGUGAAGCCCACUCGUUGAUCAAGUCCCUCUUGGAACGGAACGUGAGCAAGCGAUUGGGUGGCGGCAAGUCCUCUAUGUUUGUGGUCAGGGGAGUGCAGGCACUAAAACGUCAUCCGUUUUUCAAGUCAGUGAAUUGGGACAAGGCAGAAACCCUCCGUGUUCCUCCUCCCAAAGUACCUAGCAUUUCUGGCGAAGUGGACACGAGCAAUUUCGACAAGAAGUUUACGGAGAUGCCCGUUUCAGACCUGAUGUGUGAAGCGGGUUUUGUCGAAGAGCAUGGUGACCUGUUUCGUGGAUUUUCAUUUUGCCGACAGGAUAGCAUCAAGGAAGCCAUCUCCAAUCCGCAGUCACCGAUUAGCACGGCUCUGCUACCAACUAUUGCAACUCUAGUAAGCGGCGGUGACGACAUCAAGGACAUCAACGACGCUAUAGCCAUAGCCGCUAGCAAGCAGCUGCAAUUCUGGCCCAAAUGA
Messenger RNA from Hyaloperonospora brassicae, 4857 nucleotides. NCBI's taxonomy places the organism in Eukaryota, Oomycota, Peronosporomycetes, Peronosporales, Peronosporaceae. The record is from the annotation of a GenBank genome assembly.